Pteronotus mesoamericanus is the source of this 2933-nucleotide messenger RNA. It is a transcript of the gene VPS37C, whose product is annotated as VPS37C subunit of ESCRT-I. The transcript has 6 exons. Gene Ontology annotation, cellular component: ESCRT I complex. NCBI's taxonomy places the organism in Eukaryota, Metazoa, Chordata, Mammalia, Chiroptera, Mormoopidae. The record is from RefSeq and is a predicted model, not a curated record. Gene Ontology annotation, biological process: ubiquitin-dependent protein catabolic process via the multivesicular body sorting pathway; protein targeting to vacuole; protein targeting to membrane. The coding region runs from base 320 to 1408 and encodes 362 amino acids.
GGGCUGUGGUUUAACCCGCGGCGGCUGUGGCAGCGGCGGCGGCAGGGGCAGAUGGAGAAACUGAGACCCAGAGAAGGUUGCUUCUGGCUAUAAUCUUGGUCCUUGAUUCCAAAACACCUCCUUGGCCGAGUGGCUGGUGUUGGCUCACUGGAGGCCGGCACUGGUGUGGGGUCCUGGGGGACUUCCGAUUUCCCAGUGUCAGAUCUUCAGAAAGCUAACUACCUUCGUAAUGAUAAAACCAACAGUAAGGCUAUAAAAUGCCUAUCUAGAAAAGCUAAAAACAUAAACAGAGGAUCCUGUCAGCAGGAAGGAAGGCAAGAUGGAGACCCUGAAAGACAAGACCUUGGAGGAGCUGGAGGCGAUGCAGAAUGACCCGGAAGCCAUUGACCGGCUGGCCCAGGAGUCCCCCGAGGUCCAGGACCUGCAGCUGGAACGGGAGAUGGCACUGGCCACCAACCGGAGCCUGGCAGAGCAGAACCUGGAGUUCCAAGGUCCCCUGGAGAUCAGCCGCUCAAACCUCUCGGACAAGUACCAGGAGCUCCGGAAGCUUGUAGAGCGGUGCCAGGAGCAGAAGGCAAAGCUGGAGAAAUUCUCUUCAGCACUGCAGCCAGCAACCUUGUUAGACCUUCUGCAGAUCGAAAGCAUGAAAAUUGAAGAAGAGUCUGAGGCCAUGGCUGAGAAGUUCCUGGAGGGCGAGGUGUCCUUGGAAGCGUUCUUGGAGAACUUCUCCUCCAUGAGGAUGCUGUCCCACCUGCGCCGAGUCCGCGUGGAGAAGCUCCAGGAUGUGGUGAGGAAGCCCAGAGCUUCCCAGGAGCCCGCCAGCGAUGCCCCGCCCCUCCGCCCGCCUCUCCCUUCUCGCCCAGUCCCCCAGGCAACGCCCCCUGUGGCUGAAGAGCAGCCACCCGUGCCACUGCCACCGGCUGCGCCCACAGGGGUGCCUCUCUACCCUUUGCCCUACAGCCCGUCUCCCGGCUUGCCCGUGGGCCCCACUGCCCAAGGCCCGCUGCCGCCGGCCCCCUUCCCGGUGGUGUCGCAGCCCUCCCUUUCCUACAGUGGGCCUUUGGGUCCCCCUUACCCGUCGGCCCAGCCGGGACCCCGGGCUGCUGCGGGCUACUCCUGGUCCUCACAGAGGAGCAUGCAGCCCCAGCCUGGCUAUUCUGUGCCCACCUCUGGUGCCUCCAGCCCCGGGUACCCCUUGGCGGGGGGCCGGGCUCCCAGUCCAGGUUAUCCUCAGCAGCCCUCCUACCUCUCGACAGGAGGAAAACCUCCUUACCCAACGCAGCCCCCGCUCCCAGGCUUCCCAGGCCAGCCCCAGCCCUCGGGGCCCCCUCGGCCACCCUACCCCCCUGGGCCUGCGCCCCCCUAUGGGUUUCCACCACCUCAGGGUCCUGCCUGGCCUGGGUAUUAGACAGGGUCCUGGGCCUUGGCCCUUCCCUACUUCCACCUGUACCACACCUUUGGCCCACCUACUGCUGAGAUUCGAGGUUAAAUUGGAAGUGGAGUCGGCACUCCCCAAGGACUUGGGAGGGGACUGGGCUGGGAGCCUGCAGGCUCCGGAAAGGUACCAGGUGGUCGCGGCACUUCCUGGCCUCCCGGGGGAAGGGAGCGCCUCCUUCCAGUGACUGCCUUAGCCUGCCCGGUGCCAGCCAGGCUGGGAGUGCAGCAGCUCCCUGUGGCUGUCUGCAGGAGUGAGCUCUGCGUGUGUGACCACCUGCCUGUGUCUGCCCUCCUGGACGUCGGAACCUGGUGCAGACUUCUCUCUGUGCUGGAGGGCUGGCUGGUCCUCCGGCCCCUGCUCACCCCCUCCCCCGGGAUGCGUAUUCGAUGUGGUGCCCGCACCAAGCGAUGCAGGUUUUCGUGUCUCUGGUCCAUUCAAGGAAGGCCUGCCCCAAUGCACCAUGGCCAGGGCUGGUUCACAGGGAGAGGACAGAGUUGGGAAAAGCGCUUCGUGACUCUUCAGUCGCAUAAAGCCAUAACUGAGCUCUGGUGGGCUGGUGUCAGAGAAACUUGCUUUGAACGACAGCAGCUGAGCCAGUACAGUGAGAAGACUGGGGAUCGUGAGGGUGGACCCCAGACCUCGCUUGUGCUGGUUGGAAAGUCUGGGGGGGGCAGUGGCGGGAGGUGGCAGCUGUGGCCCAUGAGAUCGGGGUCACAUCGGGGGCUCAUUAGGAGUGGAGCGCCAGGUCGCCUCCUCAGCCUCCCUCCCUUCCCUGGGGCCCUCUGCUUUCGGUUGACUUUUUCCGAGGCCCACCCCACCCGUCCACUCCUUUAGUGCCUUGAAUCUCGUUAGCAGCAGCCCCUUCCCUCACCCGCUUCCUCUGGCUCCCUGGACGUAACCCUCCCCACCCCCAACAUCCCUCCUCAGACAUCAAAAGAUGCCCCAACAGUAACCUCCCAAAUGGUGCUUCCUAAAACACCAUCACUAUGUCAGAGUCCGUUUCUUUGCAUCUCUCUUGUCUUCAGAAUGUAAAGGGCAAGGAUUGUGACUCUGAGCCACAUGCAGCCCCCAGCACAUGGGGGGUUGUAAGCAUGUUCAGUAGUAAAAACAGACCAAAGGGAGUGUGAGGAACAAAGCAUUAACUUGGCUGUUCCAGAUGUGAACCAGGUCUCAAGGGCAGACCCUGGAGCUGCUACCAGUUAGGGAGUCAUAUGUGCCUUGAAAUGUCCACUACAUGAGCACCCAGAGUCUGGUGGCCUGGGGUGCUGGGGGCCAACGAGGAAAUGCGACCUCCUGGUGCCUGCCCCCGCCCAGCCUGUGUGCCACCAGUGGGUGCGCGGACGAGAUGCUCGAUUCGCGCUGUCGGUCCCUUGCCAACUGUGCUUGCUUCUCCUAAGUUAUUUAUAAAGAGAAAUCACUAAUGGACUCUACUGGUUCGAGUGCUUCGGAACUGGAUGAAUGACCACUUGUAUGUUGUAUAAAUAAUUGCCAUAAU